AUGAUUGUUGGAAUGCAAAUUUUCUUUUGUUCGACACAGGAACGUCAAAAGUCCGCACGAACAAAGGGAGAUAUUCAGAAGCUUAUGGAUGAAGUAUGCACCAUCAAGGAAAUUUUGAAAGAUGCAAAGCAAUGCCCGCGUUGCAAGAUGGCUAUAUCUAAGAUUGAUGGAUGCAAUAAGAUGACCUGUUGGAACUGCGGCGAGUUUUUCUGCUACCAAUGUAACGCUGCAAUUAGUGGAUAUGAUCAUUUCAAGGGUGAUUGUGUGGUAUUUGAUCAGGUUGAAAUCGAUAGAUUGCAGACACAUAUGAAUCAAAGGCUACACCGCCUGGUUAUUGGACGAGUGCAGGCUGCCUUGUUUGCACGAGGACAUGCUUACCCGUGUCCUACUUGCGGCCAAGCAAUUCGGAAGAUUGGAAACAACAAUCAUCUGUACUGUUGGUCAUGCAACCAACACUGCUGCGCAUUGUGCCGCACGUCUGUCCAGAAGAUGUCACAGCAUUUUGGUCCCGCGGGAUGUAAGCAACAUACUGCAAAUCCCUGA
Molecule: messenger RNA, 543 nt
Organism: Triticum turgidum subsp. durum (durum wheat)
Lineage: Eukaryota; Viridiplantae; Streptophyta; Magnoliopsida; Poales; Poaceae
Source: the annotation of a GenBank genome assembly